GGGGCCGGCUGUUUGCUCAGGUGGACAGUGACACCGUUUGGAACGAGCUGCACUCGGCCGGGGCGGCACGCAUGGCGGUGGGCUGUGUCAUCGAGCUGGCGGCCCGAGUGGCCUCCCGGGAGCUGAAGAAUGGCUUUGCUGUUGUAAGGCCCCCAGGCCAUCAUGCUGAAGAAUCAACAGCCAUGGGGUUCUGCUUUUUUAAUUCGAUUGCAAUUACUGCCAAAUACUUGAGAGACAAGCUAAAUAUAGGCAAGAUAUUGAUUGUAGAUCUGGAUGUUCACCAUGGCAACGGUACACAGCAGGCUUUUUAUGCUGACCCCAGCAUCCUGUAUGUUUCCCUCCAUCGCUAUGAUGAAGGCAACUUCUUCCCCGGCAGUGGAGCCCCAAAUGAGGUUGGAAGUGGCCCUGGUGAAGGGUAUAACAUAAAUAUUGCUUGGACAGGUGGCUUAGAUCCUCCUAUGGGUGAUGUUGAGUAUCUCACAGCAUUCAGGACUGUGAUUAUGCCAGCUGCCAACGAGUUUGAUCCUGAAAUUGUCCUGGUGUCAGCAGGAUUCGAUGCUGUGGAAGGCCAUGACCCUCCGCUGGGYGGGUACAAAGUCACAGCUAAAUGUUUUGGCCACCUAACCAAGCAAUUGCUGAAGCUGGCGGAYGGCCGCGUGGUGCUGGCACUGGAGGGAGGACAUGACCUUACUGCCAUCUGUGACGCCUCUGAAGCCUGUAUAAAUGCCCUUCUAGGAAAUGAGCUGGAGCCUCUCCCGGAAGAUAUUGUGCACCAAAUCCCCAAUAUGAAUGCAAUAGCUUCUUUAAAAAAGACCACUGAAAUUCAAAGCAAGUACUGGAAGUCAGUGGAGCCAUACUCUGUGCCAGUGGAUUGUGCUCUGGCUGAGUCUCAGAAGCAGGAGAGGGAGGAGACAGAAACUGUAUCUGCUAUGGCCUCUCUUUCAGUGGAUGUUGAGCAGUGUAUUCCUCAGGAAGGCAGCAGAGCUGCUGGUGAGCCCAUGGAAGAAGAGCCAGCCUUGUGAAGUGCCAAGUCCUCCCUGAUAUUUCCUACUCCAUAUGGAAAUAAAACAGAAUAUGUACCUGGGGAGGGGGCAUGUGGUGUGUUGAACCUGCCAGGAAAGAAUMUCUCUUAAAUCAAGUUUCUGCUACUUGCUUUUCAUCCUGAAUAUGAAGGAGUAUGGGUUCUAAAUUAUUAUUUAAGAUUUUUCUUCGUCACUUGCUUUGUUUUUGUACCUGUWAUUGAAUUCACCCUUAUAACACAUAGAAAACCACCUAAAAAAAGUCUGUCUUUUCUGACAGAUUCUCCUGCCCUUGGUGUGGGAAUGAGAGUAGCUUAUCAUUGUCACUUCUUGCAGCAAUUAAAUGCUUCAUUUUUGUAACAGAUCCAAACUGCAGCGGUAUUUUAAGAGUASUAUUUAGCUGGCUGUCUGCUGACUGUUAAAAAAAAAAAGAAAUUGUGAAACUUGCAUUCCUCUCUAACCUCAAAAGAGACCCAUUUUGAUUUUAACAAUGUCAUUUUUUCACUUGAUCCAAAAGGGUUUUGCCCCAUGACAUCUUGUUACGAGCUCAGUUCUAAUCACUAGUAAAUCACACACUACAGAGAGUGAAGACCAAAAGGGAUGUUCCAGCAGCUCUCAGUURCAUCUCUCCUGCACAAUCCUUCAUCCUGCUCUAGUGCCAUGCUCUGUGGUUCAGCAUAUUAGAAUAGAUUAUAGCAAAAUAGAAAUUAUUCUGCACCACCAAAGAUACUGCUUUUUGGAUGUCAAUUAGCACACUGAGAGUUGGGCUGUCAUUUAUAAAGGUGAUUUGUAACAAAUACAUGCAUCUGUGGGGCUGAUGUAAAGACAAACGAUGCAGGCAAGCAGUGCUGCUGGUACUGUGCAGUGAGAGGGAUUCUGUGCCCAGAUCUCCACACAUCACCCCCUUCCUGUGGUACAGCUGCAUAGCCAGAGGGAUGUUUGCAGCAGCAGAGCAUAGGGYGUCCUGAUUCAAAGGCCACUUAAAUCCCUCCUCUAAUAGGCUUUGGCUAAUAUUUGGGAGGCAGUUAGAGGAGGAAACCUGAGCUUUGUGCUCAGCCACACAAAACUCUAAGAAAAAUCUGAGAUUGCCCACACCUUUUUCUGACAUGAAGUGUGAGUUCUGCUGCUAGAAAAGUCUAUCUGAAAGAACAUUGACUGUGGUGGAUCUAUUCUAUUGGCUUCACAAGUGUGUUUAUGUCAUGUGUURGGGGAACAAGUUCAUACUCAUAUCUCUUGCUGCUUAGUUUACUGCUAUUUUAAAUUUCCUGAUUGGCUUAAUAUUCCAAGUUAGGAUGCAGUAGAAAAGCAUAAAGCAAUACCUGGUGAAGUCAUAACUAAGGCUUUCAAAGCAARCUUACUGCCAUGGGCUUUUACAAGACUGACUUUUUGGUCUAGGGAUGCACAGCUGAAAUGUCUAUUUUUUUUCCUUGGGAAAUUGAUGUUGCUAUCUGUUUCCAUGAUAAAAACCAGUCCUUUUGCUCAGAGCUCUGAAAGUUUAUCUGUAAUUUGUCUUUCCAGGCAGAGCAGAUUCUAAGGGGUAAAGCAUCAGUGGGACUGACCCAGAGGGCAACGUUUUUAAAGGUCAAUAGUAAUAUUUCCAUAUGAGUAAAAGGAACCAUUGUUAUUACUCCUGAUACAUUUUUGUAUCUGAAAGUAUCCAAUGAGUAAUGUUAAGUAAUAUUGUGCUCCAGAACUUUGUUGAUUAUAGAUAUAUGAGCAUUGGAUUGGCGUGAAAUAGUCUUCAACCAAGUUGUUAAAAUCCCUUUUGUUUUGUGUUUUGUAUAAUUCUUUGGCUAUAGUCUUGUCCUAGUGUUAAUAAAAGCUAUUUGAAGUA
Malurus melanocephalus (red-backed fairy wren) is the source of this 2853-nucleotide messenger RNA. RefSeq names its product histone deacetylase 5-like. Gene Ontology annotation, cellular component: histone deacetylase complex. Gene Ontology annotation, molecular function: histone deacetylase activity. The coding region runs from base 72 to 1022 and encodes 316 amino acids. The record is from RefSeq and is a predicted model, not a curated record. The transcript has 11 exons. Lineage: Eukaryota; Metazoa; Chordata; Aves; Passeriformes; Maluridae. Gene Ontology annotation, biological process: chromatin organization.